This is a messenger RNA of Menidia menidia (Atlantic silverside), 5081 nucleotides long. NCBI's taxonomy places the organism in Eukaryota, Metazoa, Chordata, Actinopteri, Atheriniformes, Atherinopsidae. The record is from the annotation of a GenBank genome assembly.
AGUGUUCCAGGUCAUUCAGUCUCUCUUCACUCAAUCGGUGAGUUGAGGGGACGGGUGGCCAGUGUAAGGAGUCGCCGGGCGGUACUCUAUUUUGAACGCUUUUGGGGAGAGAGACACCACAGAAAUUUACACCUGCAGACUACCGAAGCGAUUCACGGUUACGACUUAUGUGCAAUUGUUCAGCCCAGUGACUGCGCCAGUCGCACAACCAACAAACGCAAGGCAAGGCUAUCAAAAACUAGCCUGCUAGCAUCCCUGAAAGCUGACGAAAUCAAGGUGUUGAUAGCUAGCCUCCUAGCUAAGUAUCCAUCAGCUAACAUCCUCCUGUUGUAGCAUCAUUUAGCCUGGCUGUCCUCCGUGCGCACGUCGACACUUCAGCAACUACUCGUGACGGAGCCUCUCCGGUCGUUCGUUCUAAAUCACACAUUCAGACUAAACAGACAACGACUCCCCCCAACUGGUUGCUGGAGAAAGCGUCUGCGUUGCAUUAGUUGACACCAUCACACCCAUCUCCCCAACCCCUUCACCUCUGCCCCUCUUCCUCUACUCGAAACACUGGAAAUCCACAAGCGACCAGAUAGCGGCGAAGGGCCGGCGAAGCUGGGGGUGGUAACCUUACCGGACCCAGAGGGAGUCAUAACGGCUACAGACAAACUUAGCCGUGGGGAUCUACCGACAAGUAUGGACGGGCUGGCCGUGGAAGUUCGCGGCUCAAAUGGGGCCUUCUACAAGGGUUUUAUCAAAGAUGUCCAUGAAGACUCUCUUACAAUUGUGUUUGAAAACAACUGGCAGCCAGAAAGACAGCUGCCCUUUAGCGACGUAAGAUUGCCUCCUCCAGCCGACUAUCAUAAAGAUAUUGGAGAAGGUGAAGAGGUAGAGGUUUACUCCAGGGCCAACGAACAGGAGCCAUGUGGAUGGUGGCUGGCGCGAGUCAGGAUGAUGAAGGGAGAGUUCUACGUUAUCGAAUAUGCAGCAUGCGACGCCACAUACAAUGAGAUUGUCACAUCAGAACGCAUAAGACCUGUAAACCCCAACAGCCCUUCCUCUCGAAACACUUUUCACAAGGUCCCCAUUCCUGUCCCAGAAGACCUGAGGGAUAUCUGUGUAAACGACAAUAUUCACAAAGACUUCAGGAAAGCAAUUGGAGCAAACUGCAUCUUCUACAGUGCCCAAACGCACGAACUCAUUGUUCUGUCUACAAAUGACACAACAAUAAAGCGUGCUGGUCUCCUGAGUGACAUGCAUUUCCGAAGCAUCCGUACCAAGCUUAUACUUAUGUCACGUAAUGAGGAAGCCACGAAACAUUUGGAGACAAGUAAGCAGUUAGCGUCAGCAUACCAAGAAGAGGUAAGAGUAAGAGAAGACCUGAUGGGCCUCGCCAUUGGCUCUCAUGGUGCCAACAUCCAGCAGGCAAGGAAGGUGCCUGGUGUUACAGCCAUUGAACUGGAGGAGGAGAGCUGCACAUUCAGGAUCUAUGGAGAGACUCCAGAAGCAGUGAAACAGGCCAGAGAAUAUCUUGAGUUUAAAGAAGACUACUUUCAGGUACCCAGGAAUCUUGUCGGCAAAGUCAUUGGCAAAAAUGGCAAAGUCAUCCAGGAAAUAGUGGACAAGUCAGGCGUGGUGCGUGUCAGGAUCGAAGGAGAUAAUGACAAAAAGCUUCCCCGGGAGGAGGUAGGAAGGCAGGGGGCUGGCAGAGACGACACUACCUCCAGCAAAGAGGGCAUGGUCCCCUUUGUGUUUGUGGGGACUAAAGAGAACAUCAGCAAUGCACAGGCUCUGUUGGAGUACCAUGUGUCCUAUCUUCAGGAGGUGGAACAACUGCGUCUUGAGCGUCUCCAGAUUGACGAGCAGCUUCGCCAGAUUGGGGUUGGUUACCGUGCUCCACCGAGCCGAACUGGGGGACCCGGUACUGACAGGGAGAAAGGCUACAUGACAGAUGAGAGCAGCAACUCGCUCCACACUUCUCGUACCUACGGGGGCCGAGGCAGAGGACGCAGGGCCUCCAACAGCCAGUACUCUGGAUACGGCACAAACUCUGAACUCUCUAAUGCCUCUGAGUCAGAGGAUAUUAUUGAGAGAGACCAGAGGCCCCGUGGAAUAGGUGGUGAUGAGAGAGGCUCUCGAAGAGGUGGCAGGGGCAGAGGCUCCACUUCAGGAAGAGGCCGUGGAGGGACUGGAUCCAAGCCUUCCAACUCAAUCAGCUCAGUGCUGAAGGACCCAGACAGUAACCCUUACUCUCUGCUGGAGGGGGAAGGAGAGCUGGCUGAUGCAGAUGUUAGUGAAGGCGUGGGAGGAGAACGCCGACGACGAUCCCGGCGUCGUCGCAACGAUCAAGAGCCUAGUGUCAUGGACGCUGCUGUAGAGUCAGACAACCAGGCUGGCCCCAGUGAGAAUGGGCUUGAUGAAGAGGCCCGACCUCAGCGCCGCAACCGAAGCCGCCGCCGCCGUAAUCGUGGCAACCGCCAAGAUGGAGGGUCUGCUAGCCGUGAAAGACAAACUGGGGAAAAUGUGACAGUUGCUGACUACAUAUCCCGUCCUGAGUCUCAGAGCAGACAGAACGUGCUCCAGAGGGAAGACCACGCUGCCUCUGAACCCAAGGAGAACGGCACUAGUGCCAAGAAGGACGAAAAAACACCCUCCAAGCGUUCCCCAAGCAAAGGCAUGACCUCAGCCAGCGAGACGCUGACCCUGGUCAAUGGGGUCUCAUAAAGAGACGGCCCCUGCCCCUCACAAACCCAACUCUAGAGCAAGACUCCAUGGCAAACUCUGUCCCUGCUUGCAUUAACUUAAACCUUAAACAGAUGAGUGAAAAGUAUCUGACAAAAUACCUGAGUUCAUACUAUGAGAGUGAAAAACUACAAAAAAAACGACAAACGCAUCUUCUUAAAAAAACGUUAACGGUGUAUGCUACCCUAUCUAUCAGUACUUAGUGCUUAUUUAAAACACAACUAGCUUGCCAAAAAAGAGCUGGUGGAUAUGACUUGAUUUCUAAAAAUACCGAAACACGAGAUACAGGACAAGACUUUUUCUUUUUUUUUUUUUAAACGGUUGUCUUUGUGUCCUCUUUUAUGUUGAUGUUAUUUUUGUUCAUUGUUUAUCACUGGUUUGGACUCGGCAGUUGCUCUCUCAACCAAGACAGAAUGCGCCUUCAUUGUUAAAGUGCUAAUGAGAUAAAUGUCACAUUGCAGGUUUUGUUUGGCAUAUGAGCAGACAGUUCAGACAGACCGUUUACUUACGUGACAGGGUGUUCAACAGGGAACCUGGAGCCUGUGAGUGAAAUGAUAGACAUUGUGCCUUGAAUUUGAAAAAAAGAAAAAAAUUAAAAAAAUAUUUUUUCCAUAAAGAUUUUUUUUUUCCUCAGAGGAAGAAGAGGAUAUUCUUCCAGGGUCUUUUUUUUCUUGUUUGUUUGAUGGAGGGAACAGACCUGUUCCAAGAGUUGAGAAGUGAUAAGAUGAUCCGGAAAUGGAGGAUGUGACUGGCUAACGUAAGGAAAAGACUGGUGCCAAACAAAAUUCAUGGAGCUUGUCCUUAUUCCACUUAGAAUGGACUGUAUUGGGGGUCGGAGUGUGCUAUGUUCAAGCACACAUGUGCACAGCUGAGACAUUUGGCAACCGCAAAAACUAAACCGAUAAGGUCAGGUCUAAAAAAAUUUUUUUAAAGGCGUAACAAAGCCCAAGGCUCUUUAACAAGGGCUCUUAUGUUGACUUGUCGCUUCUUCCUCUUUGCCCGUUUUAGGUCUUUCGAGGGUCUAAGGUUGCACCUCCGCAUCCUUGUUAACGGGACACGGUGUUACCAGACAGACGGCAAACUUGAACUGUAGAUUUAGACAAAAAAAAAAUCUAUACCGUGCCUCUUUCUCUGUGUCAGAGGGGGUGGCGGUGCUAGCUUUCAGCCACACUCGUGUCUUGAUAAACAACUGCAGCACGCAGCUCUGGACACACACACGAGGGAAAAUACUUUUUCUGUGAUGGGUGUUGCUAAUGGGAGAGGGCCUGGAGACUGCAAAAUAUAGGAUUGGGACAGCGUCAAAUUGAAAUGAGAGCCACACACAGACCCAGAUUAACAGGUACACAGCGCACGAGCAAGUGGACGCGGUUUCCCGCAUGGCGCAAAGUGGAAGACUGAAAAAGAAAACCUUAAACAAACAACGUCUGUCCUGUACCUGGCAGGUUGGAUUGACAUAAGGAGUAAGAGGCGGACUGGAAACCUCAGUGGCUCUCUACCCAUGUUGUUCCUGUUGUCUUGGUAAACGCUCUCAAUUUUUUUGUUGCUAUUUCCACAUCUUAGAAAAUAUUAAAUAAAACAUUGAAGUGAAAUCAACCUCUUCUGUUGAGACGAACUUUGAUUUCUCUGUCUUGUGAGUUUGCCAGUCCAUUUUUCUAACUUGCAUGGCAUUUAGUUACUGAGUGGUUGGUGCCUGUCCUGUGCAUGAGGAAAAGGGUGUUAUUCAUCUGACUUACAAAGCCAUUGUUUAUUCACUAGAAUUGCUGCUAAUGUACACACUGAAUGUCCAACUAACGUAGAAGCUCUGCCUUUGGUAGAAACAAACUUUAUUUGUGACUGAAUCAACAUUUUCCUUCUGUUCAUCUGUCCUGAAUAUCCCACAUUCUGUCAUUGGACACAAGUCAGGAAGGGAUGUAUUCCUUCCAAUUAAUAAGUAUUUAAACCCAUUGGCAUCAUUGUGCGUGACUAGCAAGCGUAUACGUGACCAAAGGUUUGAGAGACAGAUGAUUAGGAGAAAGAUUUAUUUGAAAUGACCCAGAUGCUGCUGGUGUACAUUUCUGCCCAUGUUGUGUUUUAGAGAAUGAACGAGUAUUUGUACCUUGGUUCAACUGCAUGAGUGCGAAUAGAGCUGUAUCUGGUAUGUUUGUGGUUGCCUUUAUACCUCAUCAUGUGAGUACUGUAUUCGCUCAUGUAUCUGUAUCCCUUGCAUAGUUUUUGAAAGAGUGCUUGCUGCUUCGUGUUUGUGUGUGUGUAUGUAUGUAUGAAUGUUGGUUGUACAGUUGAUUCCUCACACAAUUUUUUGUCUCUGGUUUCUCACUCAUGUUCUGAUGGCAAUAAAGGACUUUUCAUUGUUUGGU